AUGAAGAGAAGCAUGAACGAUGUAGCAAUAACUGUGACGACGUGGAGGGUUGGUCAAGGCAGAUCAGAGACGGCAAAGCUCGGUACCAAAUCUUCAAUGUCCGUUACCAGCAAGCACGACCAGGGCUUUUUGGGGAACCGCAGAGUACAACAUUGCAGUAGCGAGCAAGUAUCAAAAGCCUAG
Parastagonospora nodorum SN15 is the source of this 183-nucleotide messenger RNA. RefSeq lists its product as hypothetical. The record is from RefSeq and is a predicted model, not a curated record. NCBI's taxonomy places the organism in Eukaryota, Fungi, Ascomycota, Dothideomycetes, Pleosporales, Phaeosphaeriaceae. The transcript has 2 exons. Bases 1 to 183 code for a protein of 60 amino acids.